CCGUGCUCUUUCCAAUUCGCAGCUACUACCGCACCGAUACAUACAUGGGCCGGCGCGAUCCAAUUACUCGACGAGAGUAAGAGUUGUCGCCUUCGAAAAAUAUGCCAUUGUAAAGUUAUCGGUAUCGAUUCAAUGUCUGUCCAUCACGAAUUUCUCCUCGUGCACAUCAGACAUCCAUCGGGGAGAGAGGCGAUCGGACGCGUAGAGAGAGAGACCCGAUUGCCGCCGUCUGUUCCAGUAUUACCGCUCAGUAUCAGUAACCUCCACAGCGAGACAUCAAAUCCGAUCGAUAAUGACCACGACAGAAUCAGCUUGUCGUACGACGGCACUUUGGAAUCUCUCACGCAGCGUCUCGACUACGCCCAACUCUACACACUGACGUAUUCGAAACCAUCCGAGGCACCGUCCGCCGCACAUCUCGCUGCCCUUCUUAUCACUAUAAGUACACAUGGAGGGCCCACGUCCACUAUCGGGUCUACAGCAGAACACACGAACGCGUGGUUCGCCUACAGCGUCAUAGAAGUUCUGAGGGAGAUAUUUAGUGGAAAGGGAAAGGCGAGUAAGAAAUGGGUCAGAGUGCCCUACGGUGGGAUGAGGGUAGACCCUCCAGAUAGAGUCGACGUCCUGGUGUGCAAAUAUACAAGCACAUGGGAAGACUUUUCAAGAAAGAUGGGGAGCACCUCGCAACGCUUGCAACACGACUCCGAAGAUGUAGCGGCCCACCGUCAGCAGGCGAAAGUAGAUAAAAAGGCAGAGAUAGAUGCGUUUGCAGACAUGCUAAGGACGAUGGGAUCGUAG
Molecule: messenger RNA, 798 nt
Organism: Pisolithus orientalis
Lineage: Eukaryota; Fungi; Basidiomycota; Agaricomycetes; Boletales; Pisolithaceae
Exons: 2
Source: RefSeq, a predicted model, not a curated record